Messenger RNA from Colletotrichum destructivum, 1860 nucleotides. RefSeq lists its product as uncharacterized. The transcript is spliced from 4 exons. NCBI's taxonomy places the organism in Eukaryota, Fungi, Ascomycota, Sordariomycetes, Glomerellales, Glomerellaceae. The coding region runs from base 1 to 1860 and encodes 619 amino acids. The record is from RefSeq and is a predicted model, not a curated record. Gene Ontology annotation, biological process: DNA-templated transcription; positive regulation of transcription by RNA polymerase II. Gene Ontology annotation, molecular function: DNA-binding transcription factor activity, RNA polymerase II-specific; sequence-specific DNA binding; zinc ion binding.
AUGCUCCUCGUGCAAGUUAGCAGGCGCAUCGUGUCUGGGCUUCGAUCCCGCAACACGGAAGCCUGUUCCGAGAAGUCCCUUGAGGCUCGUGUGGCCGAGCUCGAGGCACAAGUGCUUGCUUCUCGCGGAGGACAUCAACAAUACCCCCCCUCAUUAAUGGCCUCGAAAAUCGCCCAAGCGACAAUAUCCUUCGGCACACCUAUCACUGGCUCGUAUCCUCUGUCCAAGAUUUCGCCAAAUUUAUUCAUGCGCCCCUCAUGCCCUCCGUUGGCCAUCUCAGCCAUCGCCCGCGGCCCUGGUUCAGAGCUAGGAUCAGAUCAAAGAACCGAGACCCAUGGCUCUCCGGCCAACAGGGAUGGUACAAUCUACCCCGCAACCCCCCCCUACACGAGCAAUUUGAUCAACCUCAAAAACAUUCCAAACUGGGCCCUCGAACGAAUGGUGCGUAACUAUGCCGACACUCACCUUCCACAGUACCCUUGCAUUUCAGAGGCACUACUGGAAAGUAUUGUCAAGCGUGCAAAGGACGAAGCAACUCAAGACCCGGGCUCUCCCUUGACCCAUGGAGGCCCUAAUGUCUCUAAGACCUUGGAUGACUUUGAGAGUUUUGUCUUGUUCAUUGUCCUAGCCAUCUCGGCACUCACCAUGACCUCGAAGGAUGAGCAACAAGCUCGCUCCGCCUCUGAGUCUUUCUACAAAUCGGCCUUGAAACAUCUGCAAGCUAUUGGAGAAUGCCGCCAAAUUCAAGCUCUCCAGGUCUCGCUGCUGCUAUCUCAUUAUUCCAGUAUGUGUCCCGAAAGACUUGACAAUUGGACGUGCAUCGCAAAUGCAGUCAGGAUCGUCUUGGGUUUAGGCCUUCAUCAGGAGUUUUCUGAAGAAAUCGAUGCUGGACAAGCACGCUUACGAUCCGAACUGUUUUGGGUCACUUAUGGAAUGGAAAGAUCUUUAUGCACUAAUCUCAGGCUUCCGCUAUCCUUCCCCGAGGAAAUCAUUACCACCAAAUUGAGAGCACCAUCAUCUGAUGAAGCGAGUGCUUAUUUUAAAGUCGAUGAUAUGAUUAAGAAAUCCUCUGCGAACCAUUUAUAUCGGUAUCGUGCGUUGGAAACCGAGGUGCAUCGAGUACUCUAUCUUCAAGAAGACAUCCCCACGCUCAAUGGAACAACCAUAGGGGACUGGAUGUUGGAUAUUAGCAGCCGGCUAGAGACCUGGUAUGCUGAUGCCCAAACAUACACGCAAUACAAUAUGCUUGAAUUCAAGCAUGUGCAGUUCAACCAUCUAAGGGCUCGAAUUCACCGGCCGACACCUAGGCUAAGAACAAGACUCCCUGAAGAUUGGGGAAUAGUACUAGAGUCCUGUGAGAGACUGAUCGAGGACUAUGUGGGUCAAGAGCGCCGCGGGCGGCUGUUCUAUCCCUGGCACGGCGUACACAUAUUGUUUGAAACCGCCAUGAUAGCGCUGCACGCAUCGUGGUCUUCGCGGGAAUUCCAGCCGUUCAGAAGCCAGGCAGAACACAUGGUGCAAACGCUCCUUCCUCAGUGCCUACAAGUCCUAUCCAACAUCGGGCGACGGUGGGGCGAAGCGACGAGAUGCGCUGACAAGUUGAGACCACUUGUGCAAAGGGUUUCAUCUGCCUUCGUCUGGGCAAACCAACUGCCUGUGCAUGAAGCUGUGUCGAUAGAGGACGAGAUUGAGCGUUUGAUCUUCUCGGACAAGGAUUUGUCAUGGAAUGCCGUUACACUAGAGAACAGCAACCUUGGGUUUGAAGAUGGCUCGCUGCUUAUUGACGAUAUGCUUGUCGACAACCUGGGCUCUCUCCAAUGGGCUCCAGACUGGGAUCUUGUGUUCGGUGAAGUUCUCUAG